Molecule: messenger RNA, 3549 nt
Organism: Sapajus apella (tufted capuchin)
Lineage: Eukaryota; Metazoa; Chordata; Mammalia; Primates; Cebidae
Gene: SPAST
Product: spastin
Exons: 16
Coding region: 282-2072 (596 amino acids)
Cellular component (GO): microtubule cytoskeleton
Molecular function (GO): ATP hydrolysis activity; ATP binding; microtubule severing ATPase activity
Source: RefSeq, a predicted model, not a curated record
CGUGCGCAGCCGCCGCUGGAAGCCACCAGGCGGCGGAGAGGACAGCGGCAAGGAGGGAGGGGCCCAAUCCACCGACUGCAGGAGGAGAAGGGGUUGUGCUCCUGGCCGAGGAAGGAGAAAGGGGCGGGGCCGGCGGGCAGCGCGCGGCUGUGCAGAGCUCCUGAGGCCGGCGGGCAGGCGGGGGUCUGUGGCCCUAGCCGUUGCAGUGGCCGCCGCCGUCACUUGGUCCCCGUCGGUCUGCGGGAGGCGGGUUAUGGCGGCGGCGGCAGUGAGAGCUGUGAAUGAAUUCUCCGGGUGGACGAGGAAAGAAGAAAGGCUCCGGCGGCGCCAGCAGCCCGGUGCCUCCCAGGCCUCCGCCCCCCUGCCUGGCCCCCGCCCCUCCCGCCGCCGGGCGGGCCCCUCCGCCCGAGUCGCCGCAUAAGCGGAACCUGUACUACUUCUCCUACCCGCUGUUCGUAGGCUUCGCGCUGCUGCGCUUGGUCGCCUUCCACCUGGGGCUCCUCUUCCUGUGGCUCUGCCAGCGCUUCUCCCGCGCCCUCAUGGCAGCCAAGAGGAGCUCCGGGGCCGCACCAGCACCGGCCUCGGCCUCGCCACCGGCGCCUGUGCCGGGCGGCGAGGCCGAGCGCGUCCGAGUCUUCCACAAACAGGCCUUCGAGUACAUCUCCAUUGCCCUGCGCAUCGAUGAGGACGAGAAAGCAGGACAGAAGGAGCAAGCUGUGGAAUGGUAUAAGAAAGGUAUUGAAGAACUGGAAAAAGGAAUAGCUGUCAUAGUUACAGGACAAGGCGAACAGUGUGAAAGAGCUAGACGCCUUCAGGCUAAAAUGAUGACUAAUUUGGUUAUGGCCAAGGACCGCUUACAACUUCUAGAGAAGAUGCAACCAGUUUUGCCAUUUUCCAAGUCACAAACGGACGUCUAUAAUGACAAUACUAACUUGGCAUGCCGCAAUGGACAUCUCCAGUCAGAAAGUGGAGCUGUUCCAAAAAGAAAAGACCCCUUAACACACACUAGUAAUUCACUGCCUCGUUCAAAAACAGUUAUGAAAACUGGAUCUGCAGGCCUUUCAGGCCACCAUAGAGCACCUAGUUGCAGUGGUUUAUCCAUGGUUUCUGGAGUGAAACAGGGAUCUGGUCCUGCACCUGCCACUCAUAAGGGUACUCCAAAAACAAAUAGGACAAAUAAACCUUCUACCCCUACAACUACUGCUCGUAAGAAAAAAGACUUGAAGAAUUUUAGGAAUGUGGACAGCAACCUUGCUAACCUUAUAAUGAAUGAAAUUGUGGACAAUGGAACAGCUGUUAAAUUUGAUGAUAUAGCUGGUCAAGACUUGGCAAAGCAAGCAUUGCAAGAAAUUGUUAUUCUUCCUUCUCUGAGGCCUGAGUUGUUCACAGGACUUAGAGCUCCUGCCAGAGGGCUGUUACUCUUUGGUCCACCUGGGAAUGGGAAGACGAUGCUGGCUAAAGCAGUAGCUGCAGAAUCGAAUGCAACCUUCUUUAAUAUAAGUGCUGCAAGUUUAACUUCAAAAUAUGUGGGAGAAGGAGAGAAAUUGGUGAGAGCUCUUUUUGCUGUGGCUCGAGAACUUCAACCUUCUAUAAUUUUCAUAGAUGAAGUUGAUAGCCUUUUGUGUGAAAGAAGAGAAGGGGAGCACGAUGCUAGUAGACGCCUAAAAACUGAAUUUCUAAUAGAAUUUGAUGGUGUACAGUCUGCUGGAGAUGACAGAGUACUUGUAAUGGGUGCAACUAAUAGGCCGCAAGAGCUUGAUGAGGCUGUUCUCAGGCGUUUCAUCAAACGGGUAUAUGUGUCUUUACCAAAUGAGGAGACAAGACUACUUUUGCUUAAAAAUCUGUUAUGUAAACAAGGAAGCCCAUUGACCCAAAAAGAACUAGCACAACUUGCUAGAUAUUUUACAGAACUGAAACCAGAACAGGUGAAGAAUAUGUCUGCCAGUGAGAUGAGAAAUAUUCGAUUAUCUGACUUCACUGAAUCCUUGAAAAAGAUAAAACGCAGCGUCAGCCCUCAAACUUUAGAAGCGUACAUACGUUGGAACAAGGACUUUGGAGAUACCACUGUUUAAGGAAAUAUCUUUGUAAAAAAACUGCAGAACAUUUUACUUAACAAAAGAGAAACACAAGAUCUUCAAUGAACAGUCAUCAGCUACAGAAACAGCCUAAGUUUACAGGACUUUUCAGAGUCUUACAUAUUUGUGCACCAAACUUGAAGAUGAACCAGAAAACAAACUUAAACAAAAUACACAAUGCAAAUGGAAUUUUUUGUUGUUUAAGGCCUUUCCUUGAUGGUCACUGUUAUCCCAAUGGACAUUGUAAGUUAGAGCACAACAAAAACUGAUUCUGGUCUUCUUUACCAAUAUAAUCAUAAUGUAAAUAAUCAUUUGUAUAUUGUGUGUUGCAGAUGAAAGUAUUCCAGAGACAGUGAAUGGUAGAAGACACAAGAACCUUUGGUUGUUUGUCUUCUGAUGUCUUUUUCUUAAAAUAUUAAUUUCUCCUACUUUUCUUUCCUAUUGUUGUCUUAACUGUGGGCGAUUGGAAUGCCAAACACUCUUAAAUUUAUUUUCUUUUUUUUUUUUUUUUUUAAUAAAUUCAGUGUGCCAAAUGAAACUUUUUUCCUAAGUAACUGUAAUAGGAAAAAGUUUAUUUUGAGAAUUCGUUCUUCAUAAAUCUAUAGACAUUAAACAAUUGUUGUGUUCUUUUUACCUUUUAUUUUUCUAUUACCUUGCUACCAAACAAUUUAGAUAGCAAUAUAAUAGCAACAAAGCAAAUCUGGUAGAAUAGAGAAGGUUUGAAGGUUUGAGUUACUCUGUCAUGUAACAUGUAGAUCAGUCCUCAUGUGACCUGCAGUAUUUUUUUUUUAAGUAUUUGUCAGAAAUCUAUUGUAGACUGUUAACUUCUUCCUUAUGGUAUUUAUUUUCUGAAAGAAUUAUUCUGAUAUUUAAGAGAGCCAAUUUUAACUGCUAUGAAAAUGUUUCCAGUGCAAGAGAAGGGAAAUACUAGGAACUAAGACAUUUCUAAUUUAUUGCUUAUUACUUUCCUAAUGUUUACAGGAUAAUUAUAAGCCAGUGAAACUACUGUCUUUUAUUCUUGAUAAUUAUUAAUCCCUUCAAUGAAACUUUUAAAAACUGAAAUUUUAUACAUGGCAUACAUUUUUCUAGGUUCCUUGUGCUUGCUCUAUUAAUUCAAAAGUUCUAGUUCUAGUCUGAUCUGCCUUUUGUUCUCCCAAAAUGUAUAGUAAUUCUGUUUCUCGUUUGUAUAAAUAUGCCUGGAUUUUUAUUAUAAAAAUGUCAUUGUAGGGAGUAGAGACUCAUAUCAUGGCCUUUUAAAUAUUGUAAUAAAGGCAAAUAGAUAUUUGCCCUUAGUUUACUGGUUAAAAGUUUGUUUACAGAACUUUUCUCUGGUGCUUAAAUGAUGCUAUGUAAAAUGUCAUGGGUAGGAAGAAUAUUUGUAGUAGUAACAAAAAUUUUUCAUUUUGGAAAGAUUUCUUAGGUUUUGAAAGAGUAUAUUAAAAUAAAAUCUUGUCCCUACUAGGUAAGAACCUUA